AUGUGGGUCCUGCUAAGGCACGCCAGGAAACCAGUCUGCUGCCAGAAGGGCCAUAGGCUCCCACAGCUAGUAGGCCUGGCUCCAGAAAAGGUGCAGGGAGCCUGGAGAACACUGGGGCCGGUCAGAGAGUGUGUGUUGCGCCCAAAGGCUCAGGCGUUGGAGAGGGAGGAAAGUGCGAUCAAGAACAGAGCCAUGGAAGACCCUGGCUCUGUUUCCCUCUCCAAUUCCAGAGUCGAAGACAGUCGGGUGCCUCUCGCCCUAGGUGGUCUGUCUGAGGAAGCUCUGAAAAUCAAGACUUCUGACAAUAAAACCAACAAGAAGCCCAAGAGCAGGAUUGAUGUACUGGCCACGCCGAAAGCCAACCAGCAGAUCCAUACAAACAGCUCCUCGGGUCACUGGCCAGAUAAGAAACAACCAGACAACUCUCACAAAAUGAAAAUGCCAAUCAUAAGUCUCAGACUCGAACAACUUGCUAAACCCAAACCGAUCUACCUGUUUUACAACGAAAACAGACCAUCACCCAUCUGGAAUGUAUCACGGGCUGCUAUGCUGGCAGAGGCCUCACCACGUUUGAAGACACUGUCAGCCCCGAAGACCUCGAGUAACAUCUGGCUGACAGGACUUUCCAAUUCCACCCCAGUGUCUAAGGCGGCACUGACUGCCCAACCCAAACCUCGCACCAUAGAGCUGGCGGUCCCUAAGAACCAGGCAUCCCACUCGACUAAGAAGCUGACCAAGAUUAAGUUUCCUUCAUCAGACUUGAAACGGCUGCAGUCGCUAGCUGAACCGAAACCAGAGCCUCGGUCAUAUCUACCUAACAGACCUGCCCAGUGGCCCGUGGGGGAAAGCACCAAGAAUGCCGUGGCAUCACAGCGUAUCAUCCAGCUAGCCAAGCCGAAGGAGCGGAAGGGGGUCCGUGGGAAGUACAACCCCUACUUAAUCUCCCAAGCCACUCUGAUGGCCGAGGCAUCUCCUCGCACUUUAGAACUUUCUACCCCCCGCACUGUGAAGCCGAAAAGACUCUGAGAUCUCUUCGGCUUUCCUUCCUUCUUUUUCUUUCUCUUGCUCGGUCCUUCCCUUUCUUUCCCUUUCCUUGGUAAAAGGUCUCCUCUUCACUCAUC
Molecule: messenger RNA, 1121 nt
Organism: Ornithorhynchus anatinus (platypus)
Lineage: Eukaryota; Metazoa; Chordata; Mammalia; Monotremata; Ornithorhynchidae
Gene: SPMAP2
Product: theg spermatid protein
Exons: 8
Coding region: 1-1026 (341 amino acids)
Biological process (GO): spermatogenesis
Source: RefSeq, a predicted model, not a curated record